GGCAUAUAUCCAGUUGUUUGUACAUUUGUCCUCAGGGGGCUGCAAAGCCUCCAGCGAGCGGCCGCGCUCACAAGCCCUGUGAACUUUGACGUAUAUAUUUCUCCCAAGAUUCCCAUGAGCAACUGAACACGUAACCGCAGUAGAGAUAUAUAAGCGGGCGGCAAAAUGUCCAGCGAUUCGCGGAAGACUUUUGUAGUGACGACCAUAGCUUGCGCUAUUGCGCCCGCAGGACAGCAGGACCAAUAUGCCGCGUACCUGGGCCAGGAUGAGAACGGGGCCAUUGCGUCCUUCUUGGACUCGACACAGAACACGCUGCAGGCUGGCGUCUCGGGCUUGGGCACCGGGCAACUGCAGCUGAAGCUCUCUAAUGCCGCGGAGUUUCCAGAGGGAUGCGAGUUCUCGGUCGUGCUCUCCAAGCUGCGUGCCGGCCCUAUCCGCACGGAAGACGUGCCUGCGGGUGUGGCUGUGGCCACCGUGGCCCACUCGCCGCUGAGCAGCUUGUAUCACACGCUGAAGGAUGUGUACAGCCCGCUUAUCAAGUCACAGACCGCGGAGGGCGUACCCGUGCUGGACAAGCGUUUGUCUGAGCUGCUGGCGCAGGUCCAGGCCGGCCUCGGCACUGCUGUGCGCAAGGGCGUGCCGGCCAGCGCCCAGGAGGUGGCGGACCCAAACCAGGCGCCGCUACAGGAGGUUGUGACGCCCCUGGACGAGAUUAACUUCUGGGCGGAGCUGACAAACAGCCCUAACGCGGGCCCCAUCAAGAGCUCAGCGCUGCAGGUGAGCAGCGCCCUGGAGCCCCUGCGUCAGUCGUUUGAGCAGCUGUCCAGCGACGCGCCUGAGGGCGAGGGCGGCAGCAUUGGCUGGGAGGGCGCCAAGGAGCUUGUGGACCUGACCACCAACGCCCUGCGCGCCGCCUGGCCUGUCAAGCUGCCCAUCGGCGGCUGGGCCAUGGGUCAGAAGCGCGCGGAUAACUUCUUGCGUGUAGUGGGUGCGGCGCUGGCGACGUAUGUGCAGCGGCGCGUGGACCGCCUUGCCGCUGCCGGUCGCGGCGACCUGUGGAGCGCGCCAUUCGGCGAGGUCCGGGCGGUGCUGGUGGGUGCCAGCGGCCUCAUGACCCGCUGGGUUCAGGAGAGCACCGCUCUGGUGGAGGACUGGCGCCUAGGUGUCGAUACCGGCGGCCACGACUGGGAGGGUGCAGCGUUUGCUGACGCGUACGUUCGCUCCUUCCAGGAGCGGCUGGAGGAGAUUUACAACAUGCGGGAGAUGGUGGACGAGCUCGCCAAGCUGGUGGGCCGCGAGGAGGCGGGCUCCCUAGGCGUACAGCAGGUGUUCGCGCCCUUCCAGGGCCUGCAGGCUCUGCAGGUCAGCGACUUCAACACGCACGUGUGGAAGGCCGCCCACGAGGACUUUGAACGGCGCAUGGGCCCCAUCGAGCAGCGCAUCAGCCAGAAAUUGAAGGAGCUCUUUGCUUCCGUCAUCAUCCCGAGCCUCACCAGCGCGAUCGGGCCGGGCCGUGGCGGUGACCGCGCUGCGGCCGGCGGCUCGCUCAUCCAGCCGCAGCAGGUGUUUGCGGAGAUCAAGCGCUACAGCAGCCUGAUGGGCCGCAAGAACAUUGCGUCCGCCCUGCAGAGUGAGAAGGAGACCCUGGCCAAGCAGGUGGACCGCCACCUCGACAGCGUGCAGGCUGAGUUCGAUGCGCACCGUGACUCUGCCACUGGAGGUGCCAAGGUGGCACCUGUGGGCCGCGUGACUGCGUCCAUUGUGGAGCGCAUCAUGUGGUGCAUGCAGACGCUGCAGAAGCUGGGCAAGGUCAGCGAGGUGCUGAAGCACAUGCUUCGCGGCGGCGUGGCGGGUGAUGAGGGCUCGGGCGGCGCUGCCCUGCGCAACACGCUCGGCGUGGUAUCGGAGCUGCAGAAGGAGGUGGAGAUCUUCCGCAAGGAGCAAUACUCGGCAUGGGAGGAGUGGAUGUCGGAGGAGCUGGGUGAGAUGGCCAACUGGAAAAACAGCAAGCUGAUGACCUUUGACAGCCAGAACAGCCACGUGAAGACGCACUUCAACGACCAGCUGGUGCUGCUGCUGCGCGAGGUGCGCCAGCUUCAGAGCCUGGGCUUCGGUGUGCGCAAGGACAUCCUGAACGAGGUGGAAAUCGCCAACAAGUUCUACAGGUACGGUAUGGUGCUGAAACAGCGCGCCAACUUCUACAACAAUAUCGCCACCGAGAUGGUGCAGUGCCAGAAGCCCAUGAUGCUCAAGGACGCGCUGGACUUCGAGAAGGUGCUCAUGAACCCCAAGGACGCCCAGGGCAAGGAGAUUACGUGGCGCAACGCUGCGGCCCUGGACGGCUACGUGCGCCGCCUGAAUGAGGUGGCGGACCGCCUGGCCGAGAAGAACCGCACGCUGCGCAAGUGGCACAGCGUUCUGUCGGACAAGGUGGUCACGCUGGCGGGCACCGACCUGGUGCGCCACAAGGACAAGUGGGCGGCGGGCGUCAAGGAAAUGCGCGAGAUUUUUGGCCGCCUGGAGGCGGAAGGCUACUCGCGGGAGUCACAGCAGGUGUGGCGCCAGCACUGGGACUUCCAGCUGUACAAGGCGCUGGAGGUGCAGUACCUGUCGGGCCUGGAGAUGAUCAACAAGACGCUGCCUGAGGUGGAAGUCAAGAUGGUGUUUCGUCAGCACCGCCUGCAGUACGACCCCCCGCUGGAGGAGCUGCGCAUUCGCCACGUCAAGGACCUGCUCAACACGUUCCUGGGCCUGCCUCUCCGCAUGAAGGGCGUUAGCGACCUGUCAGAGCGCCCUGGCUUCUUCCGCCCGAUUGUAGACGCCAAUCCCACGGGCAUCGCGCGCGUGUAUGCGGCCGCCGAGUCCCUGUUUACGCAGCUGGCGGACGAGCUGAAGAAGUACCAGGACUGGAUGGUGCUGGGCACGCUGGACCUGGACGAGUUUGCCGACGCCAACCUCUUGGAGGUUUCGGACUGGGAGCUGAACUUCCGCAUGCUGAAGGCGGCCAGCCGUGAUGCCGAGAAGCUGCCCAACGAGAUCCGCAUCGAGUGCUACAAGGUGUCGCUGGCGCCGGUCAAGGGCUCCAUUGACGAGCACAUGAAGAAGCUGCAGGACACGCUGGUGGCCAGCCUGCGCCGCAAGACGGUGGCGGAGAAGGACCAGAUCGAGGACUUCAUGAAGAACGGCCGCGAGUUGUUCACGCGCCAGGCUAACACCGUGGAGGACAUUGGCCUGGCUGGCCAGGAGGCCAAGGGCCUGACAGCCAAGCUGGCUGAGGUGCAGGCAGCGCGCCGCCGCAUCGAUGAGAAGAACAAGCUGCUGCGCCAGAUGGCAGGCGGCGGCCGUGACGCGGCGUUUGCAGUGGUGGACCUGACCGAGGUGAACAACAGCUGGGACGCCUUCACCAACCAGCUGCAGCAGUUCGACGCCCACCUGGAGGAGCAGAAGGGCAACCUGGCCGUGCAGAUCAGCCGUCAGCUGGAGGAGUUCAAGGGCAAGGUGGCGGGCAUGAACAGCCGUUGGCAGGAGCUCAAGCCCAAGAGCGGCCCCAGCGGCAACCCCGCUGUGGUGCUGGCCAAGAUCCAGGAGUACGCCAACGCCAUCAAGGAGCUGCGCGAGGAGAGCGCUAAGCUAUAUAAGGAGGCUGAGGCGUUUAAGAUUGACGUGCCAGACUUUGAGCUGAUGACCGAGAUGGAGACGGACGUGAUGGCCACCAAGGCCCACUGGGACCGCUACGCCGACUUCCUGCGUGAGCGUGACGAGAUGGCCAACCGCGACUGGCUGUCCAUGCGUGACCAGGUGUGGAAGAUUGAGGACUUCCUGGCCAAGUGGACCAAGGCCACCGCCGGCAAGAGCGACGACCCCAUCGCCGUCAUCCUCACCCAAGAGAUUGACAACUAUACGCUCUGCCUGCCACACCUCAAAUCUUGCCUGCGUGGUGCGGGCUGGGAGGACACACACUGGAACCAGCUGUUCGGCUUGCUGGGCAUGAAGACGUCGGGACCCGCGGCUGUCAGCAAGGAGACCGUCACGCUCACGCAUUUCCUGGAGAAGGCGGACCUGGUGGUGAAGCACGCGGAUGUCAUCAAGUCGCUGGACGCGCAGGCGCAGGGCGAGGCCGUCAUCCGCAAGGCGCUGACUGAGCUUAAGAUGUGGGGCAUGGCGCGCGAGUUCACGUUCACCGAGAGUACGCAGAGUGUUGCGGGCCGCCAGCGCCGUACGCCGCUGAUCAAGGAGUGGCGUGACGCCAUGACCGAGGUGGGCGACAACCAGUCGCUGGUAGCCUCGCUCAAGCAGAGCAGCUACUACAACAUGUUCAAGGACGAGGUGUCGAGCUGGGAGAACAAGCUGUCAUUCCUGCAGGAGGGCCUCACGCUGCUCAACCAAAUCCAGCGCAAGUGGGUCUACCUGGAGCCCAUCUUCGGCCGUGGUGCGCUGCCAUCGCAGCAGCAGCGCUUCCGCAACGUGGACGAGGAGUUCCGCCGGACCAUGACCAGCCUGGAGUCCACCAAGAAGGUGGUCACCUUUGCUGAUAUCCCUGGCAUCCGCGACAAGCUGCCGCAGAUGGCUCAGCAGCUGGACGUGUGCCAGCGCGCGCUGGCGGACUUCCUGGAGGAGAAGCGCUCGCAGUUCCCGCGCUUCUACUUCCUGGGUGAUGACGACCUGCUGGAGAUUCUGGGCCAAGCCCGCAACCCUGCCGUCAUCCAGUCGCACCUCAAGAAGCUGUUCGCGGGUAUCCAGAAGGUCAAGUUCAGUCAGGACCAGAGCACUAUCCAGGCCAUGCAGAGCAUGGAAGGCGAGGUGGUCGACCUGGCGCCCACCGUGCGCAUCACGGAGCAGAUUGAGACCUGGCUGGGUGACCUGACCCGCUCCAUGAAGAACACGCUGCAGCAGCAGAACGAGGUGCUGUGCGCCGGCCGCAUGAACGACGAGUUCCGCGCCGCUGCCAGUCAGUGCCUGCAGCUUAAGGAGGCGGUGGCCUUCACCGAGAAGGCUGAGGUGGCGCUCAAGGCCGGCUCCUCUGGCCUGGCCAAGCUGGUGACCGAGAUGCGCGCGCAGCUCAUGAAGCUGACGGGCUCCGACUUCACCGGCCACCACUUGCUGCAGCUGAAGAAGCAGGCGCUGGUGCUGGACUUCAUUCACUACUGUGACGUGGCCGAGUACCUGGCCAAGGACAAAAUUGGGGGCACUACUGAGUGGGGCUGGACUCGCCAGCUGCGCUACUACCACCGCGCCGAGGGCUCCGUCAAGGUGGCCAUGGCGGAGGCCACCUUCGACUACACCUGGGAGUACCAGGGCAACGCGGCCAAGCUGGUGUACACGCCCCUGACCGACAAGUGCUACCUGACCCUGACCCAGGGUAUGGCGCUGGGCUACGGUGGGAACCCCUACGGCCCUGCGGGUACCGGCAAGACUGAAUCGGUGAAAGCGCUGGGCCAGGCGCUGGCUCGCCAGGUGCUGGUGUUCAACUGCGACGAGGAGUUCGACUUCAAGUCCAUGGGCCGCAUCUUCGUGGGCCUGGUCAAGUGCGGUGCCUGGGGCUGCUUCGACGAGUUCAACCGCCUGGAUGAGGAAGUGCUGAGUGCCGUGAGCCAGCAGAUUCAGACCAUCCAGCUGGCGUUGAAAGAGGGCGCCAAGACCAUGAUGUUUAUGGACAAGACUGUGGAGGUGGACAAGAACGCGGGUAUCUUCGUGACGCUGAACCCCGCUGGCAAGGGCUACGGUGGCCGCUCCAAGCUGCCCGACAACCUGAAACAGCUGUUCAGGUCCAUUGCCAUGACGGUGCCUAACAACGAGCUGAUUGCCGAGGUGCUGCUGUUGUCCGAGGGCUUCAACCAUGCCAAGGACCUGGCGCGCAAGCUGGUGUCCCUCUUCAGCCUCAGCCGCGAACUGCUUUCUCCGCAGCAGCACUACGACUGGGGUCUGCGUGCGCUCAAGACGGUGCUGGGCAUUGCGGGCCGUGAGCUGCGCGAUGCACGCAAGGCGGGCCAGAACGUGGACGCAGAGAUUGAGGCCGAGAUCAUCAUCCGCUCCGUGGCCGCCACCAAGCUGCCCACCCUCACCUUUGACGACAACUCCCGCUUCAAGGCGCUGAUCAACGACCUGUUCCCGGGUGCCAAGCUGACGGACGCACGCAACGAGGCGCUGGAGAAGGCGCUGGCGGAGGCCGCGGCCGCCUGCAAGAUGGAGCUGACGCAGCAGCAGAUUGACCGCAUGCUGCAGCUGCACCUGGCGUGCGAGCAGCGCAUUGGCGUCAUCAUCGUGGGCCCCUCGGGCUCCGGCAAGAGCACGCUGUGGGAGCUGCUGGAGAAGGCGUACGAGCGCCUGGGCCGCAAGCCCAUCGUGUACAAGAUGAACCCCAAAGCCAUGCCUCGCCAGCAGCUGCUGGGCUCCAUGAACAUGGACACCCGCGAGUGGAGUGACGGCGUGCUGACGGCCGCGGCACGCAAGGUGGUGAAGGAGCCUCUGGAGCAGCGCAGCUGGAUCAUCUGCGAUGGCGAUGUGGAUCCCGAGUGGAUUGAGUCGCUGAACUCGGUGCUGGACGACAACCGCCUGCUGACUAUGCCGAACGGUGAGCGCAUUCAGUUCGCCAACAAUGUCAACUUCAUCUUCGAAUGCCACUCGCUGGAGUUCGCCUCGCCCGCCACGGUGUCGCGCUGCGGCAUGCUGUUCAUGAGUGACGAGGCCAUGGAGGUGGAGCGCAUGCUCCAGCGCUGGCUCAAGGUGCAAGCCACCGACAACGGCGACCCCGGCCAGAUGCAGAGCUGGAUGAACGAUUUUUUCGACAAGGCGUUCCAAUGGGCACUGUCCCACCCCCGCGCCGUGGAGACCACCAAGGGUGGUAUUCUGGACAGCGGGCUGAGCCACCUGAAGCUGGGCCCUGGCUCCAAGCAGGAAUUCAUGGCGGGCCUGUGCCGCGGCCUGGGCUCCAACAUGAACCCCGAUAUCCGCAACCAGUUCUACAACGACAUGGCGCGCAUGAGCGGCGAGGGCGGCAUCAUGGACGUGGGCGUGGCCACGGAUCCGCUGAUUGUGCUGGGCGACGAGCUGCGCGAGCGCGGCAUGGACGAGGCGGACGGCGGUCUGGUGGUUACACCCGAGGUGACGCAAAACCUGCUGAUGAUGGCGCCGUGGUUUAAGAACCGCGACCCCUUCCUGGUGGUGGGCCCUGAGGGCUGCGGCAAGGGCGCUCUGCUGGACUACUGCUUCAAGCGCAUCAUGGGUGUGCAGGUGGCGGUGGUGAACUGCAGCGCGCAGACAAGCGCCGCUAACGUCGUGCAGAAACUGGUCCAGGUGUGCGGCAAGCCCGUCACCACCACCUCCGGCAAGGCGCUGCGCCCGCCCGACAACACGCGUGUCAUCCUGUACCUGAAGGACCUGAACCUGCCGCGUCCCGACAAGUACAACACCUGCCAGCUCAUCUCCUUCCUGCAGCAGCUCAUUGCGCACCACGGAUACUACGACGAGAACCUGGACUUCAUCCGCGUGGAGCGUGUGCAGAUUGUGGGCAGCAUGACGCCGCCCGGCUCAGUGGGCCGCCACGCGCUGUCCACCCGCUUCACGGCGCUGGUGCGCAUCGUCACCAUGGGCUACCCCGACCGGGAGAACCUCGCCACCAUCUACACCAACAUGGCACAGCGCGUGCUGGCCAACAGCAAGACCGCCAGCAGCGUCAGCCCCGCGGCGCUGUCCAAGGCCAUGCUGGAGGUGUACAGCUCGGUGCGCGAGCGCUUCACGCCCAACGACUACCCGCACUACGAGUUCAAUGCCAGGGAGCUGAGUGACUGGAUCAACGGCAUCCAGCGCUACAGCCUGGAGGGCGGCCUCACGCUGGUGCAGGCCAUCGCGCAUGAGGGCUUGCGCGUGUUCCGCGACCGCCUGGUGGGCGACCAUCAGGAGCAGUUCACGUCCAUGCUGUACGGCACACUCACCUCGCUGCUGGGCUACAAGCCAGACGCCACGCCCUGGUACACCAGCACGCUGGGCGCCAGCGCUGAGGAGCGCAUCAGCGGCGACCUCACCAAGAUCAAGAUGCUGCGCUGGGAGCAGGACACGUUUGCGGAGCUAGUGGCGGAAAAGCUGAAGGGCUAUGAGCGCGAGCACAAGGAGCUGAACUUGCUGCUUUUCCCCGAGGUGCUGGAGCGCGUGUCGCGCUUUGACCGCGUGCUGAGCCAGCAGGGCGGCUCUUUGCUGCUGUGCGGCAACUCGGGUGUGGGCCGCCGCUCGCUGAUGCUGCUGCUGGCGUACAUGCACAACAUGGACUUUAUCACGCCCAAGAUGACCAAGAACUACGACCUCAAGUCGUUCCGCAACGACCUGAAGGAGGUGCUGCGGCGCGCGGGUGUGGAGGCCAAGCCAGUGAUGCUGUUCCUGGAGGACCACCAGCUGGUGAACAAUGCCUUCCUGGAGCUGGUGAACAGCCUGCUGUCCGGCGGCGAGGUGCCGGGUCUGUUCACGCCGGAGGAGCUGGCCAAGGAGUUGGCUCCACUGGACAAGGCGCGCGACGAGGACCCGCUGUACACCGGCCCGUCCAACUCGUACGCCUUCUUCAGCUAUCGCAUCCGCCGCAACCUGCACAUCGUGGUGUCCAUGGACCCCUCAAACGAGAUGUUCCGCUCCCGCUGCGAGGCCAACCCCGCGCUGUUCACGCGCUGCAGUGUGCAGUGGCUAGAGGGCUGGAGCGUGAAGGGCUUGCAGCAGAUCGCCGCCGCCCGCCUGACGGAGCUGGUGGAGAGCAGCCCCGAGCUCAUGAAGCUCGGCAGAGAUAAGCUGAUCAACCAUAUGAUUCACAUCCACGCCAGCAGCGGUAGCCAGACUACCCGCGAGUACCUGGCGCUCGUCAGCCUGUACGGCCAGAUCUACAACCGCAAGCGCACGCAGGUGCUGGAGCAGCAGAACUUCCUGAAGGGCGGUCUGGGCAAGCUGGCAGAGGCGGCGGUGACGGUGGACACGCUGAGCGCGGAGGCGGAGAAGCAGCGUGUGGUGCUCAAGGCCAAGCAGGCGGAGGCGGACGAGGCGCUGGUGCAUAUCCAGGACUCCAUGCUCAAGGCCGCGGACCGGCGUAAGGAGGUGGAGGUGCUCAAGAAGCGCACCGCCAUCGAGGAGGUGGAGAUGAAGGAGCGCCGCGUCAAGGUGGAGGAGGAGCUGUCGGAGGUGCAGCCGCUGAUUGACGCCGCGCGCAAGGCCGUGGGCAACAUCAAGAAGGAUAACAUCGCUGAGAUCCGCUCCCUCAAGAUGCCGCCCGACGCCAUUCGCGAUGUGCUCGAGGGCGUGCUGAUGGUGCUGGGCCAGCAGGACACGUCCUGGAACAACAUGAAAACCUUCCUGGGCAAGGGCAGCGUCAAGGAUGACAUUAUCAACUAUGACGCGCACAAGAUUACGCCCGAGAUCCGUGCUCGUUGCGCCAAGCUGCUGGCGGCCAAGGGUAACUCUUUUGAGGACGCCGUCAUCCGCCGCGUGAGUGUGGCCGCGGCGCCCAUGGCGCAGUGGUUCAAGGCCAACCUGGAGUUCAGCAAGGUGCUGGAGCGCGUGUCGCCCCUGGAGAGCGAGCUGCACCGCCUGCAGAGCAGUCUGGAGGAGAGCCAGCGCCUGAUCAAGCAGUACGAGGAGGAGCUGGUGCAGCUGGACGCGGCGGUUGCGUCGCUGAAGGCUGAGUUCAGCAAGAAGACCAGCGAGGCGGAGACGCUGAAGAUCAGCGUGGACAAGGCGGAGUCGGUGCUGUCGUCCGCCCGCCAGCUGCUGGACGGCCUGCGCGGCGAGAAGGUCCGCUGGGAGAUCACCGUGGGCACGCUGGGUGAGCAGCUGAAGGAGCUGCCGCUGUCAUCGCUGCUGGCCGCGGCGUUCAUCACCUACCUGCCCUCACACCCGGAGGAGCACCGCCUCAAGGUUACAAAGGAUUGGUGUGCGUACCUGGGCGCGGCCGAGUUCGAUGUGACCCGCUUCCUGAGCUCCGAGAGCGAGAUGCUCAAGUGGAAGGCUGAGGGCCUGCCCGCGGACGGGCUGUCGGCGCAGAACGCGGUGGUCAUCCUCAACUCCACCUCUCGCUCGCCGCUCAUCAUCGACCCAUCGACCCAGGCCUCAGAGUGGCUCAAGUCGCACCUGCGUGUCACUGGCCAGAACGUGGAGGUCACCACCAUGGCCGACCAGCGCUUCACCACCACACUGGAGCUGGCGGUGCGCUUCGGCAAGACGCUGGUUGUGGCGGAGGUGGACAAGGUGGAGCCCAUCCUGUACCCGCUGCUGCGCAUGGACCUGGACCGCCAGGGCCCGCGCUUCGUGGUGCAGAUCGGUGACAAGGCCACCGACUACAACGACACCUUCCGCCUGUUCCUGGUGACCCGCAACCCCGACCCCUACCUGCCGCCCGACGCCCGCUCGCUGCUGGCUGUGACCAACUUCACGGUCACGCGCAGCGGCCUGGAGGGCCAGCUGCUGGGCCUGACGCUGCAGAAGGAGCGGCCGGAGCUGGAGGAGCAGAAGAGCACCAUGUUGCGGCAGGAGGACGAGUGCAAGGUGGCGCUGGCGGAGCUGGAGCGCAACCUGCUGCAGACGCUGGCCACCAGCACGGGCAACAUCCUGGAGAACAAGGACCUGCUGGACAAGCUGAACGAGACCAAGACGCGCUCAGCCACGGUGGAGAAGGCGCUGACCGAGUCCAAGACGCUGCAGGCCAGCCUGGACCAGCAGCGUGAGGUGUACCGACCCAUCGCCGCGCGUGGCUCCGUCAUGUACUUCCUGCUGGCGGACCUGCAGGCGCUCAACCAAAUGUACACCUUCAGCCUGUCGGUGUUCCUCAACCUGUUCAAGAAGGCGCUGGACCGUGACACGCCGCCCGGCGGCGACGUCACGGCUCGCAUCGCGCUGCUGGCUGAGUCGCUGCUGGAGCUGGUGUUCGCCUACGUCAGCCGCUCGCUGUUCAAUGCCGACCGCCUCACGUUUGGCAUGCACAUGGCGCGCCACCUGCAGCCCUCGCUGUUCCCCGAGGCGCAGUGGGCCUUCUUCCUGGGCAAGCCCGUGCCCGACUCGGCCUCACCGCCGCCGAAGCCGUCGUGGGUGCGCGAGGAGCAGGCGGGCGCCUUCUCUGCGCUGGCCGCCGCCUUCCCGCAGCUGGUGGCGGCGGCGGAGCUGGCGGACUCGGCGCUGUGGGCGCAGUGGGCCAGCGGUGCCACGGACGCACUGCCUGGCAAGAUUGCGGGCGGCAAGGUGAACCCCUUCCAGCAGCUGCUGCUGGUCAAGGCCUUCCGCCCCGACCGCCUGCAGAGCGCCAUGUCGUCCUUCAUCUGCGGCACGCUCAACAUCAAGUCGGUGUCGCCGCCGCCGUUUUCGCUCAAGGCUCUCAUUGAGGGCGAGACGCGGCCCGACGAGCCCGUCCUGUUCAUCACCACGCCUGGCGCCGACCCGUCGCAAGAGCUGUCCGAGUACGCCGCCCAGACCAUGGGCAAGGAGCGGUACUUUGAGGUGGCCAUGGGCCAGGGCCAGGCUGAGAAGGCCGUGACGCUGCUGCGCGAGUGCGCCAAGAACGGCGACUGGCUGGUGCUCAAGAACGUGCAUCUGGCGGUGUCAUGGCUGCCCUCGCUGGAGAAGGAGCUGCUGAUGCUGCAGAAGCACGACAACUUCCGCAUCUUCCUGACGUCGGAGCCACACCCCAAAUUCCCGUCCACGCUGCUGGAGAUGUCGCUCAAGGUGACCUUCGAGGCGCCCCCAGGCAUGAAGAAGAACCUACAGCGUACCUACGAGGCCUGGUCCGCCGAGUACCUGGCGUCUGGCCCGCCCAUCCGCGCUCAGCUGCUGUUCGUGCUGGCCUGGUUCCACGCCGUGGUGCAGGAGCGCCGCACCUACAUUCCUCAGGGCUGGACCAAGUUCUACGAGUUCUCGUUCGCCGACCUGCGUUCGGGCAUGGACGUGAUCACGCUGGCCACCCGUGCCGGCACCGCGCCGCAGUGGCCGCUGCUGCUGGGCCUGCUGGAUGACGCCAUCUACGGCGGCCGCCUGGACAACCCCUUCGACUCGCAAGUGCUGCUGACCUUCCUGCGCCGCCUGUUCAGCGCCGAGACGGUGGGCGCGGCGGGCGGCAAGGUGCGGCCGCUGCCCGGCAGCAAGGUGGUGGUGCCCACCACCAACCAUCGCGCCGACUACGUGUCCAUCAUCUCGGCCCUGCCGGACGUGGACACACCCGGUCUAUUCUGCAUGCCCGACAACAUCGACCGCACCGCGCAGCAGGUCAACUCGGCGCGUGUAAUCUCGCAGCUCAAGGCCAUGAGCCUGCGCGCCGAUGCCGCGGGUGGCUUCAACCGCGCACAGUGGCAGGCACAGCUGGGUCCGCUGCUGCGGCUGUGGGACCAGCUCAUGUCGGGCGCGUCGGCGCUGAAGGCGGCCAUGAAGGAUAUCCGCGCGCGCGGCACCACCGACAAGGGUGGCGCUCCCAUUGAGAACUUCGUGGCUCUGGAGCGCUACAAGGGCGCGAGCCUGGUUGCGCUUAUCGACCGCACCCUGGGCGCCAUUGCGCGCGUGCUCAAGGGCACUGACACUCUGUCCAGCGGCGUGCAGUCCAGCGGCGCGGCGCUGCUGGCGGACGUUAUUCCGGGCUCCUGGGACGCGGCGUGGGAGGGCCCCGAGGCACCCAUGGACUACUGCCGCGCAGUGGUGGCCAAGGCGCUGGCCAUUGAGGGCCACUGGGCGCGCUGCCAGCAGCCCGGCGGCGGCGGCCUGCUGGACGGAAGCGGCGGCGCCGGCCCGCUGGAGCUGAGCUCUGUGUUCCACCCGGGCACCUUCCUGAACGCGCUGCGCCAGCAGUCGGCCCGCACGCUGGGCUGCUCCAUGGACAUGCUCAAGGCCGUGACCAGCUGGGAAACCGCCAAGCUCAAGGCGGCGGCGGGCGGGGCGCCGGUGGCGCUGCUGGGCGGCCUGAUCAUGCAGGGUGCCACGUUUGACGGCAGCCGCCUGAGCCCGGUGGCGGCAGAGGCGCCCGCCUUCCGCGCGGUGCCGGCCAUGAGCAUGGCCUGGCUGCACAAGGACUCGCCCAUGGCGUACGCCAGCUACAUGGAGGCGCCGCUGUACAUGACCAGCGACCGCAGCAAGCUGCUGGCGCGCGUGCAGCUGCCAGUGAGCGGGCCCGAGGAGAUGGAUGGCUGGGUGCUGGCGGGCCUGUCGCUGUUCCUGUCAGUAUAGUCAAUGAGUUGAAGGAAGAGGAGCUGGGCGCAGGCUUGGCAGAGGCGUUGAUUGUAGCAUUGCAACGGAGUAGGGGCGGAAGCACAGCGAUAGUGACUGCGUCAGUAAGGUGCAAACGCGGCCCUGUGUAGCAUACGUUUGUGAACGCGAUGUACGUCUGGGCUCCGGUACACAUCUACCAUACGGCUGCGGUGUAUUGGUUGAGUACGCAAUGCGAUACCGAAUGCGAGCUGUGCUGCGGAUAUGUUGUACGAGGUUCCCGUGCGCAUGCACUUUGCACCCAUGCCCAAGGGUUGUCUGAGUGUGAAGCCGUUUGAUUUCUGACACGACUGAUGUUUGAUUUCUGACACGACACGGGAUGCAAUUGUAACCACUACACUGU
Chlamydomonas reinhardtii is the source of this 13549-nucleotide messenger RNA. RefSeq lists its product as uncharacterized. Gene Ontology annotation, biological process: microtubule-based movement. The transcript is spliced from 42 exons. Gene Ontology annotation, cellular component: dynein complex. Lineage: Eukaryota; Viridiplantae; Chlorophyta; Chlorophyceae; Chlamydomonadales; Chlamydomonadaceae. The record is from RefSeq and is a predicted model, not a curated record. Gene Ontology annotation, molecular function: ATP binding; dynein intermediate chain binding; minus-end-directed microtubule motor activity. Bases 166 to 13167 code for a protein of 4333 amino acids.